UUCUAGUGCAGGAAUCCAUGAAACUUCAGGGCAGUUAAACAUCUAUUUUCACACACACACACACACAUGUAUAUAUUUAUUAACAGCUACUAGUUAGGGUUUAAAACUACGCAUGCGGGGCUGCAGACAUGGCGGGAGUUAUCCGGAGGCUCGACGAGACUGUUGUGAACCGGAUCGCUGCAGGAGAAGUUAUCCAGCGUCCUGCCAACGCUGUCAAAGAAAUGAUUGAAAACUGUCUGGAUGCAAAGUCCACCAACAUCCAGGUGACAGCCAAAGAAGGCGGACUGAAGCUCCUGCAGAUCCAGGACAACGGCACCGGAAUCAGGAGGGAAGAUAUGGAAAUAGUUUGUGAAAGGUUUACCACCAGCAAACUGCAGACCUUUGAGGAUCUUUCAAGCAUUGCAACCUAUGGAUUCAGAGGAGAGGCCCUUGCCAGCAUAAGCCAUGUGGCACAUGUUACCAUAACAACCAAGACAGCUGAUGCCAAGUGUGCUUAUAGAGCCAGUUACAGCGACGGCAAACUGAAAGGCCCCCCCAAACCAUGCGCUGGAAACCAGGGGACGCAGAUCCUGGUGGAAGACCUUUUCUACAACGUGUCCACCAGGAGGAAAGCUCUGAAGAGCCCCAGCGAUGAGUACUCCAGGAUCGUAGAAGUGGUCAGCAGGUAUGCCAUACACAACUCAGGAAAAGGUUUUUCUGUUAAAAAGCAAGGAGAGACGGUGGCAGACGUGAGGACGCUGGCCAACGCGUCCGUCGUGGACAACAUCCGUAGCAUCUUCGGCAACGCAGUCAGCAGGGAGCUGAUCGAAGUCGGCUGCGAAGAUCAGAAGCUGGCGUUUAAGAUGAAAGGCUACGUCUCCAACGCAAACUACUCCAUGAAGAAAUGCAUCCUGGUCCUCUUCAUUAACCACCGCCUGGUGGAAUCGAGUGCUUUGAAGAAAGCGGUUGAGACGGUUUACGCUGCAUACCUCCCCAAGAACACACAUCCGUUCCUGUACCUCAGCUUGGAAAUCUCACCUCAGAAUGUGGACGUGAAUGUUCACCCCACGAAACACGAAGUGCACUUCCUGCAUGAGGACAGCGUCAUCGAGAGCGUUCAGAAACACGUUGAGAGUAAACUCCUGGGCUCCAACUCUUCACGCACGUAUUUCACUCAGACUUUGCUGCCGGGUCUGUCGGUGUCCGGUGGCCCGGAGGUGAAGGCCUCCAGCUCCGCGGCAGAGUCCACCGAGCGGGUCUACGCGCACCAGAUGGUGAGGACCGACUGUCGCGCCCAGAAGCUGGACGCCUUCCUCCAGCCCAGAGAGAAGCCGACGUCGGACCCCGAGCCAUCUGGUCCCAGCAGCGAGGAGGCGGCACCCAAAACCCUGGAGCUGGAGGACGUGGAUGAUGCAGAGAUGCUGGAGAUCUUGGAUACAGAGGAAGUGCAGGGGCCCAGAGACGGCGAGGACGGCAGUGGAGCUGCGCAGGAUGUUCAAAGGAAGCGGCCGAGGAAAGACGAGCAGCAGCAGCAGCAGCAGCAGGAGGAGCAGGAGGAGGAGGGAGGAGAGAACCUGACGGCUGCAGCGACGCCCAAGCGGCGAACCAUCAAACUGACCAGCGUGAAGGAGCUGAGAGACGAGAUCAGCGACAACUCGCACAAAGGUCUACAGGAAAUGCUGCAGAACCACUCGUUCGUGGGCUGCGUUAAUCCCCAGUGGACUUUGAUCCAACACCACACCAAACUGUACCUGCUCAACGCCACCAAGCUCAGCCAGGACCUUUUCUACCAAAUACUCGUGUACGACUUCGGGAACUUCGGCGUGCUCCGUCUGUCGACGCCGGCGCCUCUGUAUGACCUGGCCAUGUUGGCGUUGGAUUCUGAGGAGAGCGGCUGGACCGAGGAGGACGGUCCCAAGGAGGGUCUGGCUCAGUACAUCGUGGACUUCCUGAAGAAGAAGGCUGAAAUGAUGGGGGAUUACUUUUCCGUGGAAGUAGAUCAGGACGGGAAUCUGACCGGCCUGCCGCUCCUCCUGGACAAAUACACCCCCGUCAUGGAGGGUCUGCCCAUGUUCAUCCUGCGGCUCGCCACCGAGGUGAACUGGGACAACGAGAAGGAUUGCUUCAGGGACUUCAGCCGGGAGUGCAGCGCCUUCUACUCCAUCAGGAAGCAGCUCAUCCUGGAGGCCGAGCCCGGGGAGGAACAGGGUGCCGAGGUGAAUUCUUGGCGCUGGAAAGUCGAGCACGUCAUUUUCAAAGCUCUUCGGACCCUCUACUCUCCUCCAAAGAGCUUCGGCGAGGACGGCUCCGUGCUGCAGAUCGCAAACCUGCCGGAUCUUUAUAAAGUCUUUGAGCGGUGCUGAAAACAACCGUAUAUGCUUUUCUUUUUUAGUCUGAU
Molecule: messenger RNA, 2377 nt
Organism: Cololabis saira (Pacific saury)
Lineage: Eukaryota; Metazoa; Chordata; Actinopteri; Beloniformes; Belonidae
Gene: mlh1
Product: mutL homolog 1, colon cancer, nonpolyposis type 2 (E. coli)
Exons: 19
Coding region: 129-2342 (737 amino acids)
Biological process (GO): mismatch repair
Cellular component (GO): MutLalpha complex
Molecular function (GO): ATP-dependent DNA damage sensor activity; mismatched DNA binding; ATP hydrolysis activity
Source: RefSeq, a predicted model, not a curated record